Molecule: messenger RNA, 1499 nt
Organism: Bombina bombina (fire-bellied toad)
Lineage: Eukaryota; Metazoa; Chordata; Amphibia; Anura; Bombinatoridae
Product: methionine aminopeptidase 2-like
Exons: 1
Biological process (GO): proteolysis
Molecular function (GO): metalloaminopeptidase activity
Source: RefSeq, a predicted model, not a curated record
CCUAGUAGGGCCUGCUUGGCUGCUUUGCCUCUCUCUUUGGUAACAUGGCGGGUGUUGUGCUGUUACAGGAGACUCCGGUGCUGGAGGUGGUGAACGGUGAGAACCAUGUAAACGGGGAGUUAGAGGGAGAGGAGGUGCCAUGCGGAGAGAAUGCUGCCGGAAAAAAGAAGAAGAGGAAAAAGAAGAAGAAUAAAACUGGUCUAGAAGCUGAAAAAGAACAAGGAGUUUCAGACCCUUCUGUUGAUGAUGUAAUAAAACAGCUGGACUCUCAAACACUUGAAAGCAAGGAAAAGGAUGAAGAUGAUGAUGAGGCAGACGGGGAAGGAGAAGGAGCUGCUGGGAAGAAGAAAAAGAAAAAGAAGAAGAAGAAAGGCCCCAAAUCUCAAACUGAUCCACCUUCCAUUCCAAUUUGUGAUCUGUAUCCAAGUGGAGUUUUUCCUAAAGGACAGGAGUGCGAGUACCCAGCAACACAAGAUGGACGUUCUGCUGCUUGGAGAACAACACAUGAUGAAAAGAAGGCUUUGGAUCAAGCUAGUGAAGAAAUUUGGACUGAUUUUAGACAAGCUGCAGAUGCUCACAGACAAGUGAGGAAAUAUGUCAUGAGCUGGAUAAAACCUGGCAUGCCCAUGAUUGAAAUAUGUGAAAAGCUUGAGGACUGUUCCCGCAAGCUGAUUAAAGAAAACAAACUGUAUGCUGGUCUUACAUUCCCUACAGGAUGUUCUUCGAAUAACUGUGCAGCUCACUACACUCCAAAUGCUGGAGACCCAACAGUUUUGCAAUAUGACGAUGUGUGCAAAAUUGACUUUGGAACACACAUCAAUGGUCGGAUCAUUGAUUGUGCUUUUACAGUCACAUUCAAUACAAAGUAUGAUAAGUUACUUGAAGCUGUCAAAGAUGCUACAAACACUGGGAUAAAGUGUUCAGGUAUCGAUGUGCGCCUGUGUGAUGUUGGAGAAGCAAUUCAAGAAGUUAUGGAAUCCUAUGAGGUUGAUAUUGAUGGCAAAACAUACCAAGUGAAACCAAUUCGCAAUCUGAAUGGCCAUUCCAUUGGGCCCUAUAGAAUACAUGCUGGUAAAACUGUUCCAAUUGUGAAAGGAGAAGCCACCAGAAUGGAGGAAGGAGAGGUGUAUGCAAUAGAGACAUUUGGCAGUAAAGGAAAGGGAGUGGUUCAUGAUGACAUGGAGUGUUCCCAUUACAUGAAGAACUUUGAUGUUGGGCAUGUGCCAAUAAGACUUCCAAGAGCUAAACACUUGCUGAAUGUUAUCAAUGAAAACUUUGGCACUCUUGCAUUCUGCCGCAGAUGGCUGGACAGGCUUGGUGAGAGUAAAUAUCUUAUGGCACUGAAGAACCUGUGUGACUUGGGUAUAGUAGAUCCGUACCCUCCUCUCUGUGACAUCAAAGGUUCAUAUACAGCACAGUUUUAGCACACUAUUUUAUUGCGCCCCACUUGCAAAGAAGUUGUGAGUAGAGGAGAUGACUAUUAAAGAUCAUCCAGAAUG